AUGGAUUUCGAUGACUUUGAGAUUAGCCGAGAAGACCUGUCUCGAAUAGAUAAUAUAGAAAUUACUCUCCUUAACCAAAGCUUUCAAAAAAGCUCUGAUGAAGACAACAUUCAACUUUUGCGACCAAGACGACGUCGAAUCAUCUUAUCAGAUAGUGAGUCAAGUGAAACUGAAAUUAAUCGUGCCAUUCAAGAUUUAGCGGAGAGUUCGUCACCCUCAACAUGGACCGAUCCCAAAGGUAAUCAACGCCAAUUGAUAGCUUUUACCGAAAUUCCUGGUGCGCCGUUGCACAUGUGCAGGCUCAUGAUUAACAAAUCCCCAGCAGAAUUUUAUGCUCUUUUGGUAACGGAUGAUGUUUUUAAUGAAAGAGUGAAAAACACUAAUCACUUUGCAAUUGCUAAAAUAGUUAACUCACAAGAAGCUACAAAAUGUGCACGCAUUCGGAACUGGGCGCCUACUAACCUUGUCGAAAUAAAAAAAUUCUUUGGUUUGGUUUUGUUUAUGGGCUUGGUGAAAUUACCUAAAAUAUCAAGACUACUGGUCCAAAGAUGA
Molecule: messenger RNA, 552 nt
Organism: Parnassius apollo (apollo)
Lineage: Eukaryota; Metazoa; Arthropoda; Insecta; Lepidoptera; Papilionidae
Source: the annotation of a GenBank genome assembly